AUGUUUUUAAAGCAAAGUUAUAUCGGUUGGUCGCUCAUUUUAAUAACAUAUAUAACUGUAGGAGGCAUUUUCUAUGCAUUAUUUUCAGUACAUAAUAUUCAUACAAUUGAAUCAAUUUGUUAUCUGGUAUUGGGCUUACCUUGUUUAAUUUGGAUAUGGAAGAUAAUAGCGUGGAUAGGUUUCCAAUUAUUUAUUUACCAUCGCUAA
Messenger RNA from Saccharomycodes ludwigii, 207 nucleotides. RefSeq lists its product as uncharacterized. The transcript has a single exon. The record is from RefSeq and is a predicted model, not a curated record. NCBI's taxonomy places the organism in Eukaryota, Fungi, Ascomycota, Saccharomycetes, Saccharomycodales, Saccharomycodaceae. Bases 1 to 207 code for a protein of 68 amino acids.